Messenger RNA from Cololabis saira (Pacific saury), 4363 nucleotides. RefSeq names its product FLVCR choline and heme transporter 1 (gene flvcr1). The transcript has 11 exons. Gene Ontology annotation, molecular function: heme binding; heme transmembrane transporter activity. Gene Ontology annotation, biological process: mitochondrial transport; transmembrane transport; heme export. The coding region runs from base 195 to 1832 and encodes 545 amino acids. The record is from RefSeq and is a predicted model, not a curated record. Gene Ontology annotation, cellular component: mitochondrion; membrane. Lineage: Eukaryota; Metazoa; Chordata; Actinopteri; Beloniformes; Belonidae.
CGGUGGAGACAGAGCGACGAGAUGCUUCAUUAGACCAGGGAAACCAAACUGUUGGUAUUUAUCUUUAUUUAUAAAUCAUUAUAGGCUACUAUUUAUAUUAUACUUAUAAUAUUAUAAUUAUACAGUUUAAUACCGGAGGAGGAGGCGGCUCAGUCUCAGCCUGGAGGAGCGCGGCGGCGGCGGCGGCGCGCGUCAUGGUGGCCGGAGAGCUCGUGCAGGAACACCUGCGCGCAGGUCCCCGCGCACCUGGUGACGUCACGGUCUGCGGGGAGAAGAGCCCCGCACCGGAGAGAGGAGGGGAGGACGAGCAGGACACGCAGCAGGACGCGCCCACGGAGCCGGAGGCGGAUGAGAGGGACGUGAUGCUGCCGAGCGGAGGAGAGGAUGGAGGAGGAGGAGGUGGAGGUUCUCCCCCCCCGGAGGACCGGGGCCGGCCCCAGACGCGCCUGUACCGGCGGCGGUUCGCGGUGCUGGCCGUGUUCAGCCUGUACUCCAUGGUGAACGCCUUCCAGUGGAUCCACUACAGCAUCAUCACCAACGUGUUCACGGGCUUCUACGGCGUGUCCAGCGACCGCGUGGACUGGCUGUCCAUCGUGUACAUGGCGGCCUACGUGCCGCUCAUCCUGCCGGCCACCUGGCUGCUGGACCGGCGGGGGCUGCGGCUCACGGCCCUGCUGGGCGCCGGCCUCAACUGCGCGGGCGCGUGGCUCAAGUGCGCCAGCGCGCGGCCCGAGCGCUUCGGCGUGACCGUGGCGGCGCAGGUCGUGUGCUCCGUGGCGCAGGUCUUCAUCCUCGGCCUGCCGUCGCGCGUGGCGUCCGUGUGGUUCGGCCCGCGGGAGGUUUCCACGGCGUGUGCCACGGCGGUGCUGGGGAACCAGUUGGGGACGGCCAUCGGCUUCCUGCUUCCUCCAGUUCUGGUUCCCAACACGCCGGACGACCUCGAGCUGAUGGGCCACAACAUCAGCGUCAUGUUCUACGGCACGGCGGCCGUGUCCACGCUGCUCUUCGUCCUCGCCGUCAUAGUGAUCAGGGAUCAACCCCCUCUACCCCCCAGCCAGGCCCAGGCGGUCCUACCGGGCUCCUCGUUGGAGGACUGCUCCUACAAACAGUCCAUCAUCAACCUGGUGAAGAACAAGGCCUUCAUCCUGCUGCUCGUCAGCUACGGAAUCCUGACCGGAUCCUUCUACUCCGUCUCCACGCUCCUCAACCAGAUGAUCAUGGCCUGCUACGAGAACCAGGAGCUGAACGCCGGGAGGAUCGGUUUGACCCUCGUCGUGGCGGGGAUGGUCGGCUCCAUCCUGUGUGGUCUGUGGCUGGACCGGACCAAGACGUACAAGAUGACGACGCUGAUCGUCUACGGUUUGUCCUUCCUGGGCAUGGUGGUCUUCACCUUCACCUUGAACCUCCACAACAUCUACCUGGUGUUCGUCACGGCGGGAGUCCUGGGGUUCUUCAUGACCGGCUACCUGCCUCUGGGCUUCGAGUUCGGAGUAGAGAUCACCUACCCAGAGCCCGAGGGAACGUCGUCAGGACUCCUCAACGCCUUCGCUCAGAUCUUCGGGAUCAUCUUCACCCUCAUCCAAGGGAGACUGACCACCGACUUUGAACCACUGGCUGGAAAUCUGUUCCUGUGCGCCUGGAUCCUCCUGGGAGUCCUCCUCACUGCCUUAAUUAAGUCAGAACUGAAAAGACACAAUGUCAACAAGGAAGCAGACGGAAACAACCUGCAAGCGCUUUCCUCUGAGUGUCCCGAAGACUUCCUUUCGGAAAAUAAAAGUAACGGCGUCAAGCUGGAGCCGUCGCUCAGCUUCUCCCACGAGACCUCGCUGUGAUCCGCCAAAAACCACCGAACCCAACAGACAACCGAGGAGCUGCCCUGUUAAAAAACAGCUGAGCGGAGCGCCUGACGGUGCACAUGAUCUCUGCUGCCAAGUGCAAUCUCCUCGACAACCGGGAAGCCCGGGACUCUGGGAACGAGCCAGGCCUAAUCAAGCACAGCCACAUAUCACAGAGGAUUUACGUCAGGUGACUUUCUGUCUGCCAUCGUCUCUUUGGGGCCCCUAAUUCCUGCGUGGUGGAAGAGUUCCCUGUUGUCCUCAGAACUCUGGAUUUCCACCAGGAAACACCACUGUGGACUGCUUUGUUCACUUUAUUUUUUAUGUAUGUGAAUGCAUCUUUAAAGCAAAAAAAAAAACAUCAACUGGUAAAACAAGCAUGUGGAGCCGGGAUGGUUUCCAGUAAGUGUGGCGCUGAUCGCAGGAGUUUUUAUCGGGCGUUUACUUGAAUUCUUCUCAGAAGCCGUCAACUGCAGCAGAGAAAACUGUAAAUGUUUCAACGAGCAGUUUCGGUUCAUUUUGCACAGUUUAACCGAGGGGGACGUUUCAGACUCGAAGACAACAGUAUACAGGACAGGAAAUCCAUGUAAUUUUCAUUUCCCAUGUGGUUAUUUUGUGCUUGUUUUCGACACAGGUUUACAAAUGAAAUACUUUAAAGCCACGUUAUGUAAGAAAACAGCUUCACAGGUCCUGUAGUACCACGUAGUUCCACUAGAGGUGCACUUCACCGCGUCUCAGAGGCUGACAUGUGAACUUUCCUCGGGUACACUGCCCCCAUGUGGUCAGAGGUGGUAUUGCCACUUCAAGUAAUUUCCGAAGAAAGAAUCUGCCAUCAAUCGUAGGGCUGGGCGAUAUGGACCAAAAGUCAUAUCUCGAUAUUUUCUAGCUGAAUGUUGAUACUCGAUAUAUAUCGAUAUUUUUUCUGUGACAUAAUUGGGGUUUCCCCCAAAGCAUUAUAGCAUAGCAUCUCUGUUAGCUUCAUUUUUUUCUGAGGCAAACCCUUAAAAAACAGUUUUAAUACAAAACCUUGUGCCAAAUGUCACACAGGUUCCUUUAUUAACAGAGGUCUGCACAAUAUCAAAAUGUAUAAAACAAAUGAAAUAAAAAUAAACUGCCUGCAUAUAUAGAAUAAAAAUGCUUCUUGAAUAAAAUAAAACAAAUAUCCCUUUCCUGCAUAACAAUUAAAUUAAAAUACACUGUGCAAUUAAUACAAUGUAGACAGUAACAGGCAGACUUUUCCACUGAGGUUGACAGUUGUGCAAAUAACAAAACAUUUGUGCAAAUCUCAAAUAAAACAUUCAAGUCAAUUUGUCACAAAAUAAGCUACAUCAAAAUCAUAUUUUUUUUUUUUUUUUUUUUAAUAAUCGAUAUAAACGUCUCAUGCCAUAUCGCGUUUGAAAAUAUAUCGAUAUAUAUUAAAUAUAUAUAUAUAUCGCCCAGCCCUUAUCAAUCGUCUUCCAGAGAUGUACUUUUUCAAGAAUUUUUGAAUCUCCCCCUCUGUUUUUUUAAAGCGCCACAGAGAGGACAGGAUAUAGAGGAAUGUUGAGGCUUUUUUAAAGCCGUUUGUUUCCCAGUUAGGUCUGAAACACUACAAUCAGUUAGUCAGAGUUCACAAGGUGAUACAAUUUCUGGAGGUCCUAAUGACACGUUUGUCACGUGUUUUUCAGAUGUAUUACGACAGCUUUUUUCUCCAUCAUAAAUUUAUAUCUCUGCUCAUGAAAGUCCGUUUCGGAGCGUGGAGUCAGCCGUUAAACUCCCCUCCACCCUUCUCCUCUGCAGAGCGUUGCCAUGUUUGAAAUAAGUCCUAAAGGACAACAACAGGGCUGCAGGUUUUGAUUGGGCAGUCGCCUCAGACUUGGGAGAAACUAUCCGGUUUUCAGCGCUGACGAUGGUGCAGAAGUACUGUAGGUAUAAGUGCAGUAUACUGAACUACCACUAGGGGCGACCUCAAAAAGUGUGGUAAAUCCAGAAUGUUUUAUUCAUUUUUGUCUUAAUUAUUUUAUUUUUUUGAGGCACAGCUGCCUUCCAGGCGUGAGCUGUCACUUUAGCUGACUAGCACUUAGCUCGUCUGAGCUAAGCUUCUGACUUAAAGAAGGACUUUUAUUUUAGCGGUACUCGGUUGUGCUGUUAAUUACGAGUAUUAGGGCCAUGCAGGAGAACAAAUAUUUGAGAGGGGAAGAUUUUUUUUUAUUGUGCAUUUCGAGAAAAAAGUUGAAAUGUCGAGAAAAAAGUCAAAAUGUCGAGAUUAAUGUUGAAAUACAAUUUCAAGAAUUUCCAUUUAUUUCCAUUUAAUUAUUUAUUCAAACAGGUUAAAACAAAAACAAAAUAAUCAGAAUACAUAAAAUGUAUAUACCGAAAAAAAAACAAAGAAAACCAUAAGCAAAACAAAGCAAAUUAAAGAGACAAAUCUAUAUGUAAAUAAAUAUUUCCUGUUUGAAAGGGUGCAGGAUGAAGUUUCAAAAAACCUUUCUAGUCCUACCCCUUCUAAUGUUCUGUUUUUACAAUGUAUUCAUUUCACAGAAUGAAGU